GGCAGAGGCAUGUCGCAGUAGAGUGAGAGGGACUGAACAGAGUACGCAGAGAAGGGAAUUGUACAAUUUUGAACAGGCUGCAUCUGAGACUUUCUGAAUUGCGGUACGUGACUAAACUGGAGAAGAAUGAAAGGCAUGUGCUAUUUUACCAAUGUGGUCCUGUUCUGCAUAGCCAGUGGAGCAAGUGGAUGGCUCAUCCAUAACUCGACAGAUUCCACUUCAAUAGCCAAUUUCACCGACAUGAACUCAACGUUAAACGCGCAGGUGUCUGCGCUCAUCCCCAAGUCUAGACGGAAACGCUGGAUUUCACAAAGCGACAUGCUUGCCAUCCUUGACUAUCACAAUAAAGUCCGAGCAAACGUCUUUCCACCUGCUGCAAAUAUGGAGUAUAUGGUGUGGGAUGAAGGCCUUGCCAGAUCUGCUGAAGCCUGGGCAGCCACGUGUCUCUGGGAACAUGGACCACCAUUCCUACUGAGAUACCUGGGACAGAACCUGUCGGUCAGAACAGGGGGAUAUCGCUCCAUUCUGCAGCUGGUCAAACCUUGGUAUGACGAAGUCAAUGAUUACAUGUUUCCAUACCCUCGUGACUGCAACCCCAGGUGUCCAAUGAGGUGCUCUGCACCGAUGUGUACACAUUACACUCAGAUGGUGUGGGCUACAACGAACAGAGUUGGCUGUGCAGUUCAAACGUGCUAUAACAUGGCUGUCUGGGGAGCCAUGUGGAGACAAGCAACAUACCUGGUCUGUAAUUAUUCCCCAAAGGGUAACUGGGUAGGAGAACCUCCCUACAGAGUUGGCAUCCCAUGUUCAGCAUGCCCACCAAGCUACGGAGGCUCAUGUAGUAACAACCUAUGUUUCCCUGCAAUAACGUCCAACUACAUGUACUGGUUCAAGUAAACCAUUUAGACAUCUGUUUUAAUAACUGUCAGAUAUCAUAAUUUCACAUUGCUUCAAAUGUCAGAUGUAUUUCCCCCAAGUACUUAAUAUGUACAAUGUACCUUUUUAUACAAUUACACAUUUUGAAUUAUAAGCUACAUUUGAUUUGGUUUUGAGGUGUAAAUGAGUAUCAUACAUUGUUAUGUUGUAGCAUACAACUUAUUGUUGUCUUACCAUCAUAUUGAUGGUCAAAUGUAUUGAUCAGCAAUCAUGUUGUUUUUGUUGGUGACUUUUGAUUGACUAUUUGGUACAGAGGUCAAACCUACAAAUACCUCCACUACGGCAGUGGUCAAUAAGCUUCCUCAUAAUUAUAAAGACAAGAGUAUAUUGGAUCGAUCGACUCCAGCUCACUGUACCAUAUGUCAGUAGCAUUUUCAACAUUGAUAAAUAUUGUUUUUAUUAAAAAUGUACUGUAUUUUUGUAAGUACUUCUGAAGUGUUUUCCAGAACAUGAAUUACAUGUUGUUGUUUUUAUUUGCAUGAAGCUUCAUAUUUUUACACCAUUGAAUGUCACUUAUAUGUGUGUUCAUGUAAUUGCUAUGGCCCGUUACCAUUGUUAUAGAAUAAAGACUGCUAAACUCUUA
Molecule: messenger RNA, 1519 nt
Organism: Oncorhynchus nerka (sockeye salmon)
Lineage: Eukaryota; Metazoa; Chordata; Actinopteri; Salmoniformes; Salmonidae
Gene: pi15b
Product: peptidase inhibitor 15b
Exons: 6
Coding region: 127-897 (256 amino acids)
Cellular component (GO): extracellular region
Source: RefSeq, a predicted model, not a curated record